Messenger RNA from Thalassophryne amazonica, 4215 nucleotides. RefSeq names its product cold shock domain containing E1, RNA-binding (gene csde1). The transcript is spliced from 23 exons. Lineage: Eukaryota; Metazoa; Chordata; Actinopteri; Batrachoidiformes; Batrachoididae. Gene Ontology annotation, molecular function: nucleic acid binding. The coding region runs from base 986 to 3592 and encodes 868 amino acids. The record is from RefSeq and is a predicted model, not a curated record.
GCUCUUGUUUCUCGUCAGAGCUCUUCGAUUGUCCUGUGACUGUCAAAUAUCGCGGUAGUCUCCUCCCUAAUCACUACGUAAUGUGCCGUGCUGCUUCUAGCGGCGCUGGUGACAGUGCUGAAAGCUGUUGGGUAUGAAGUGAAACGGAACUGAAUUUUUGUACCAUCCGCAACUACUUCAAGUUCAGAUCAAAAACAAAAAAAGGCUGAAGAGAAACUUCCCAAAACAAGAAACUGGUUCAAACAGCGAAGACACAGAGUCAAAGGAUCACUUCAAACACACGAAGUAACUACAUCCUGCAACAACCAAAGACGAGCGCAUCACCCCAGUUAAAACGUACACAGAAGAGAAGAAAACCUCCACACGAGCAUCUCUGACAAGACAAUAAAACUGAUCUGAAGCCAGAAGUUUGUGCCUACUCAACAGCUUUGACAAAGCACACGUCCCAACGCUGCUCCUAGCCCUAGCCCCCAUCUUCACCACACCACCGACUCUCCACCAGGCUGUGGAGUGGGCUCCUUUCUGUUUUUUUUUUUUUUUUCUUCUCUCCCCCCUUCCCUUCCCAUAGUUCCCCAUCUUUCCCUUCCUCUUCUCCUUUGACUGCUCAUUUCUUUCUUUUUUUUUUAAAUUCUCUUCUCUCUGCAGUGUUAUUGUACCUGUUUGCCUUUUUUUGAGCUAGAGGUCUCUCCCUUGGUUUGCUUUAUGCAACAAUCUACAAUUUGUGCCAGAAACCUGUAACAGGUGUGUUUGGACAACUGUGUGUGAAGAAAUCUGCAGUAUCUGCAUCGUCAUCAAGAUCCCAAAAACCACAAGAAAGACUACGUUUUAAGACAUCCAGUGGUGUAUCACUGAGUGGUUCCAUUAAGGGGGAAAAAAAUAUACUACUUAAGGCCCACCUCCUCCAAAAAAAAGAAAAAACCCAAACAAACCUCUAAUCAGUUUCCACAAGUGCUCAAGCAAGUUUUGUCCACAUUAAUGAGAAAAUAUGGGCAGCCCCUGGAAAGGCUUUGUUGAGUUUACCUUGCCUGCGUCGCCGCCCACUGCAUUUGUUAGCGCUGACCUGAACAGCACCUCCCCUGUUGGACUCAGCCUUUCGCCUUACGGGCGAUCCAUGAGUUUUGAUCCAGGGAUGCUCCAUAACAACGGACACAGUGCCUAUGCCAAUGGCACCGGCCCUGGCAUUAGAGAGACUGGUGUGGUGGAGAAGCUGUUGACUUCUUAUGGGUUCAUCCAAUGUUCUGAGCGUCAAGCGCGUCUCUUCUUCCAUUGCUCCCAGUACAAUGGCAACCUGCAAGAGCUUAAAAUAGGAGAUGAUGUUGAAUUUGAGGUGUCCUCUGACAGGCGCACUGGUAAGCCCAUAGCAGUGAAGCUGCUAAAGAUAAAGCCAGAGGUGCUGCCAGAGGAACGCAUCUCGGGCCAGGUGGGGCCAGACCUGCACGUCUAUCCAUUUACUGUGCUGCAUGGUUAUAUUCAUCCAGUUGUGUCAGCAAUCCCAGUGCACUUGGAUGGAAAGUCUGCUCCUGGCCAGGUGCCCACCGGCAGCGUUUGUUAUGAACGAAAUGGGGAGGUAUUCUACCUGACCUACACUCCCGAUGAUGUGGAGGGCAAUAUGCACCUGGAAACCGGUGACAAAGUCAGCUUUUACAUGGAAACCAAUAAACAUACUGGUGCGGUCAGUGCGCGUAACAUUCAGCUUGUGAAGAAAAAGCAAAUGAGUUGUCAGGGUGUAGUGUGUGCCACAAAGGAGGCCUUUGGGUUCAUUGAGAGGGCUGAUGUGGUGAAGGAGAUAUUCUUUCACUACAGUGAGUUCAAAGGUGAUCUGGAUUCUCUGCAGGCUGGAGAUGAUGUGGAGUUCACAAUCAAAGAUAGAAAUGGCAAGGAAGUAGCCACGGAUGUGAGACUGCUUCCCCAAGGGACAGUCAUUUUUGAAGAUAUCAGCAUUGAGCAGUUUGAAGGCACAAUUACUAAGGUCAUUCCAAAGGUUCCCACCAAAAACCAGAAUGACCCUCUGCCAGGCCGUAUCACUGCCAGGAUUGGCUUUACUGACAAGGAGUUGCCUUUUGGUGAGAAGGAUACAAAGUCUAAGGUGACACUGCUGGAGGGAGAUCAUAUACAGUUCAACAUCUCUACUGACCGUAGAGACAAACUGGAGAGGGCUACCAACAUUGACGUCUUUCCAGACACGUUCAGCUUCACCAAGGAGACCCGUGAAAUGGGGGUGAUUGCUGCUAUACGCGAUGGCUUUGGGUUUAUUAAAUGUGUUGAUCGGGAUGCCAGGAUGUUCUUCCAUUUUAGUGAAGUCCUUGAAGAGAGCCAGCUGCACAUUUCGGAUGAAGUGGAAUUCACUGUUGUGCCUGAUAUGCUGUCUGCUCAGAGAAACCAUGCAGUGCGCAUCAAGAAGCUGCCCAAGGGCACUGUGUCCUUUCACACCCAGUCUGAUCAGCGCUUUGUGGGUGUGGUGGAGAAAGAAGUUGUGGCUCCUGGGAAGAAUAUCAGUCCCAACAAGGGCAAGGACAAGAAAAAAGACAAGGGUAAAGUUGUGGAAAAGGAAGCUGAGGAAGGAGUGAUUGCAUAUGAAGACUGUGGCGUAAAGGUCACUCUGCCAUAUCAUGCCAAGGACCUGGAAGGACCGGGUCACCCACAGACUGGCGAUAAGGUGGAGUUCUCCAUCAAUGAAGUGAAGAGAACAGGUCAGCAGAGUGCAGUCUCCAUCAGGGUCCUCAACCGUAACGCUUCCAAUGCUAAGAGACUGCAGGGAUUUGUUGCCACAUUGAAGGACAACUUUGGCUUCAUUGAGACAGCAAAUCACGACCAGGAGGUUUUCUUUCAUUACAGUGAGCUGUGUGGAGAUGUGGAGAACUUGGAGCUGGGAGAUACAGUGGAGUAUUCUCUUUCUAAGGGAAAAGGAAACAAAGUCAGUGCUGAAAAAGUUACCAAAGUAGCUGCAGUGAAUGCCCUUGGUGAUGAUGUUGGUUCAACGGUGAUGCUGGGAAAAGUUAUUCGUCCUUUGCGCAGCGUGGAUCCCUCCCAGACAGAGUACCAAGGGCUUAUUGAAGUCACAGAGGAAGGUGGAUCUAAAGGGCAGACGUGUCCUUUUGGAAUUAUGGGUAUGGCAAACAAGGCAGACUGUUUGCAGAAAGGUGAACUUGUGAAGUUCCAGCUUUGCACAGUGCCCCAGACUGGACAGAAGAUGGCAUGUCAUGUAGUCCCACAGCGUAGAGCCUUGGUGGAGUGUGUUAAAGACCAGUUUGGCUUCAUCACAUAUGAGGUUGGCGAGAGCAAGAAGCUGUUCUUCCAUGUAAAAGAGGUGCAGGACGGCUUAGAGCUCCAGACUGGAGAUGAGGUGGAGUUCUCGGUCGUCCUGAAUCAACGCACAGGAAAAUGUAGUGCCUGCAAUGUGCGCAGAGUCAGUGAGGGGCCUAAGCCAGUUGCGACUCCGCGCCCUGAUCGUCUGGUAAACAGACUCAAGAGCAUCACCCUCGACGACACGAGUGCUCCUCGACUGGUCAUCCUGAGACAGCCCCGUGGUCCUGACAAUUCAAAGGGCUUCAACGUGGAACGGAAAACUCGCCAACCUGGUGUUAUUGACUGAGCGAUACAGAUUCCGCUCUGUUUAGUUUUGGUGGCAUGCUGUUCCCAAAGGGAAACGGCUGGGAUGAGGGGAAUUUGAUUAAACAUAUGCUUGAACACACUCAUAGACAACAUACGUACAAUUACAGGCAUGUGUAAUGCUUGUCCCCAUUUUAUUCUUGCAAGGGAACGCUUCACAUUCCAGUUCCCAGCUUCUAAUGUAUGUUAUUGAUGCAAAGUUCUGCAGUGCACAUGGGAUCUGAAUUUUUUUUUGUGUGUGCGCGCGUGCGUGUGACGUAUCCUAGAAAUGGUUAGCGUGUAAAGGAGGUAUUUGUUUUUUGAGGGUUUUUUUUUUCUUUUCUUAGACAUUUUUAAGGUAUAAUCUCAAAUUGAACCUAAAGAAUGAGAAAUGCAAUGCAUUAGAAAUUGUUUAAAAAUAAAUAAACAUAAGAAUGGGAAUGUCUGUGCGCUGAAAUGGGCGGGGCGAGGGGUGGAGCUGCUGCGCCUCUGCACAUUACUGUAAGUUUCAUUCAGAUUUAUUUUCAACUUUGGAGAUUAUGGCUUGAACCGUCUUCAGAGGUUCGCUUAUGUACUUUUGUUAAUGUUAUUGGAUGAAACGAUUUAAUUAAAGUUUUAUGAAAAGUA